Messenger RNA from Effrenium voratum, 1533 nucleotides. The record is from the annotation of a GenBank genome assembly. NCBI's taxonomy places the organism in Eukaryota, Dinophyceae, Suessiales, Symbiodiniaceae.
GAGUCGAGAAGCUUCACGACUCAGAGUAGCUCAGCAUGCGUGAAUCUCGCAUGUAGCUGGGAGCCCAAGCCUGCUCUCAGAGGCGGAUCAGCGAUGGCUGCGGGCGACUGGAGUUCCCUCUCCAUCCCCGGUGCCAGUGCUAGUCCCAGUCGUGCGGACACCGUGGCGGCGGCCUUGGAGAAGGACUUGGAGGACGAGCGCCGGGAGCGCCGGGAGCAGGUGGCCUUCCUGAACCGGAUCUGCGCGAAGGAGCGCGAGCUGCUGGUAGGCCGUGCAGAAUCGUUCCAGCGUCAACUGGUGGAGGCCAAAGACCUUUGGGAGCGCGAGAGGGCCCUCCUGCAGGAGCGCCUCAGCGUGGCCGAGGGCGCUGGCCGAGAGGCUCUUCAGAGGGACAUUUUAGGCCUGCGACAAAGUGAGCAGGGUCUGGAGGCCAGGCUGAGCGAAGAGGAAAAGAAGUGGUCUGGUUCUGUUGCCGAGCUAAAGGAGCAGCUUGCUGGGUCGAGGUCGGAGCUGGAAGCCUCCAAGAGGGAGGCGACCAACUCGGGCGCCCGCACUGCGGAGGCGGAGGCGAAGCUUCAGGAGCUGCGCCUGGAAUUGGUGAGCUGCCAACAUCAGCGGGAGGAAGCCGCGGGCGCUUUUAAGGAGGUUUUGGGCAAGCGAGCUGCCAGCGAGGCGGAGGCGCUUUCAUGGCUGCGGCAGGAGUACACUGAGCAGCGACAGGUCUUGCUGGAUGAAGCCAGCGCAGAGGUGCACAGCCUGCGCACAAAGGUCCAGACGCUUCAGCAGGAGAGGGACCGGGCGGAGAGCUCGUCCCUCGCGAAGCUCCGGGAGGCGCAUGCUGAGGCGGAAGAAGUCACAACCAAGCUGAGGUCAGAGUACGAGGAAGAGAACCAAGAAGCCCGGUCAAGGGCUGCGUGGCAGCUUCAGGCUGCAGACGACAUGGUGGUGGGUCUCCGAAGGCGAGUAGAGCAGGAGACUGAAGCACAUUUGUCCUGCCGUGCUCAGCUGUCAGCUGCCAAGCGCGAGGUCGCGGAGGAAUCUGCCAGCCUCGCUGCAGUGCUGAGCAGCAGCGUGGAGCAGCAGCGGCUUCUGCAGGAGAAGGCGGUUCUCCUCAUCGAGCGGCUGAGGGGGCACCCGCCGGGGCAGGAGCUGUCAGACUCCCUUUGGCCGAAGAUCGCGUCCCUGGGCAGCUCCCCGCGCUCGCCGCCUCGGCGGGUGGAGGGCUCGUGGCUCUCCAGCGUGUCCAAGGAGGACAUGUCCGGGUGUUCCCUGACUACGGCGUUGCCGCUGAGAUAAUUCUUGCAGGAACUCUGCAGACAGGUCAGUGCGAGGUGCUCCUGGGAUGUGCAGUUGAAUGCCAUGAAGGGGAAUUACCCGCUUUGGCGUAGCGUGUGGUGUCAUGAACCGACUGGAGGGCCAACCAAUCCUGGCCAUGAAGACUGUUGCCUGGGCUUUACAUGGGAUCUUUUUGAAAGGUCGAUUCGCUUUGGGCGGCUGAGCUUAUAUAACUAUUGCUUGACUAGUCACUUGCUC